Messenger RNA from Poecilia latipinna (sailfin molly), 807 nucleotides. It is a transcript of the gene hbae4, whose product is annotated as hemoglobin alpha embryonic-4. Gene Ontology annotation, cellular component: haptoglobin-hemoglobin complex; hemoglobin complex; blood microparticle. The record is from RefSeq and is a predicted model, not a curated record. The transcript has 3 exons. Gene Ontology annotation, molecular function: peroxidase activity; heme binding; oxygen binding. The coding region runs from base 248 to 751 and encodes 167 amino acids. Lineage: Eukaryota; Metazoa; Chordata; Actinopteri; Cyprinodontiformes; Poeciliidae. Gene Ontology annotation, biological process: hydrogen peroxide catabolic process; oxygen transport.
GCGCCCCGCCCUGCGCUGGCGAAGGUCUGAUAAGGCAGAUCAACAAGGCUGAAGCUUCAUGGCUCGUUUUCCCUCCAACAGGAAUUAUUGACCUUUUUCUGGCUCCUUUCAGCCGUUUGGCUUAGAUGAAGUUAGUUAAAGUUAGUUAAAGUGAGUGAGUUAGUUACAGGGUCAGUUAGCCGUUUAGCUAAAGCAGUGAUAAAAUGGUUGAUGACUGCGGGGAAGAGUCUCGGUGACUUGGGGCAGGAUGCUGUCCAAGAAGGAGAAAAAGCUGAUUAAGGAGAUCUGGGAGCGUCUGACUCCGGUGGCUGCAGACAUCGGCUCUGACGCGCUGCUCAGGAUGUUUGCUUCGUAUCCGGGCACCAAGACGUAUUUCUCCCACCUGGACAUCAGCCCUGGCUCCGCCCACCUCUGCUCCCACGGGAAGAAGAUCGUCCUCGCCAUCGCCGAGGGCGCCAAGGACAUCAGCCAGCUGACCGUCACGCUGGCGCCGCUGCAGACGCUGCACGCCUACCAGCUGCGGAUAGAUCCCACCAACUUCAAGGUCAGGCUGGGGUCUGUGGUCAGGGUCAGAGGUCAGAGCUGCUCUCUCACUGUAUGCUCGUCACGCUGGCCUGCUACCUGGGGUCAGAGUUCACGCCGGUCGCUCACGCUGCGAUGGAUAAGUUCCUGUCAGCCUUUGCAGCCGUUCUCUCUGAGAAAUACAGAUGAGACUCAGCCACCAUUCUGGAUCAUAUUUACAUGUAAAUGAUGUAUUGUGUUAUUGUUUCAUGGUUUUCUUAUAAUAAACAGCUGCAGCAUAAAUGA